Messenger RNA from Zymoseptoria tritici IPO323, 2433 nucleotides. RefSeq lists its product as uncharacterized. NCBI's taxonomy places the organism in Eukaryota, Fungi, Ascomycota, Dothideomycetes, Mycosphaerellales, Mycosphaerellaceae. Bases 1 to 2433 code for a protein of 810 amino acids. The transcript is spliced from 2 exons. The record is from RefSeq and is a predicted model, not a curated record.
AUGACCACGCAGGGAACCCUGGACAAGGCCACCCAAGCAUUCGUCCAGAAAUUACACACCGCUUGGGCUCAGCAAGCACCACCCUCAGCCUACGUCAAGCUUCGCGAUAGUCUACUAUCACAGCGCGACCAGGUUGAUACUCGCAUCGUUACUCUGUGCUCCGUGGUCAAGCUUGCCUUCCCAGCGGGCCUCGAGUGCAACGUCAAAUGGCGGGAACUGCUUUCUGUCGCCACGGAAAUCGAGGAGAAGAAAGGCAAACGAAGCAAUGAAACGAACCGACUGCGAUCCCUCGCGUUCGUGGCGACUCUCUGGUCCCCUGAGGUCGUCUUACACUAUGGCUGGGACAAAGUCGGUCAGACGCAGAUGAGCGCAAUUCGCGUCUGUGCCACACGUUAUCCUCGCUUCAAGGAGGACUUGUGUCCGCGCCUGAACUGCGUUCUCCUACAGCGGCACUGCGAGGCCAUUACCAAGGGUCGGCUGAGGACUCUUGAUCAAGCUACUCUGCAGCUGCGCGAUCUCAGCGCUCAACUACUAGCAGCAACAAACCCGGACGACAAUGCUCUUCACCAAUGGGUGACGAACAUGGACGGCAGUGUCACCGUGGACGACAACGGCACCCUUUUGAACGAAAUCAGGCCAGACCAUUAUCACAUGUACUUGUUACAGACAGAUCGAUAUGGUCUUCUGACCGCGCGAGCAAACACCUCCAAAUCGGCGGUCCGCCAACAUGCUUCUCUUCCCGACGACUGCACUCCGAUCACCCGGACAGACCAGGACUUGAGCGGCAUGCUUGAUCGAGUGCAGCAAAGCAGCUCGAUAAGCCGCCGCUCGUCCAGCGACGCCAUGCCCGGUUGCUCAAGUACAAGCACUCCCGGCGGUCCUACCGCCGAUGAUACGCCGUUCCCGACCGUCGAUCACUUUCACGAGUCGUUCUUUGGGUGCGAUAUGGACUCCCCAUCUAAUUCGGCUUCGCCACACGACAGUCACUCGCCCACCGACAACACCGGCUCCGCCGAGCCUACCAAUAGCAGUCCUGCAAGCUCAGCUUUGCCGACCUCCACUAAAUACUCCGCGCUGCUUGACAAUGGAGCCGGGAUUGAGCGAGAGCCUGGAACCAUCUCUCCAAACUGCAGCCAAGACAUGGCGAGGCAUUUAAGAAACCCACGGACGGACUGCAUUGAUACAGGACAGGAAGAUUUCAGCGACGUGGCCAUGGGCAACGCGGAAAUUGUGCACGACCGGUCCAAUUCCGAUGAUACUCCUACCCAACCUCUGCACCCCAUGCAGACCCAGUCUCUGUUUUCUCAAACUGAGGACCAGGACAUGGCCAUGAUGGAGGACCUUCUGCACCAUCCUGAAACCACGGCAACGACGCUCUGCGAUAUUACCGAUGGACGACAGGAACUUUCGGGUGUGCUGGCUGAAUCGCCCGUACAAUUUUCUUCUUGGCUGAAGUCUGACGCUCGCCAUGCUAGCAUUUUCACUCAACUAGGAAGUGAGCUAUCUUACGGUCGAGCUCGAUCAGAAUACGAAGCUGAUGUGUUGCAUUUUACUUCGGAAGAAUUCAUCACAGCCGCCCAAGACGGCCGCAUUUUUCGCAAACCACUUGUGAUAAAGGAGCGAUUUUCUGAUUCCAACAUACACACUGCCGAGACGUUGGCCCUACAUUUACAGGAUAGAUCUCCCAGACUGCCGACCUUCCAUGCAAAAGAGUUCGACAAGGUACAAUCAGCACCGGUCAGCCUUGAAAAGAUCGCCGAAGGUUUGCGAACCGGAAAACAUUGGGACGAUGCGGCCGGACAAUCCUACAACGGUGCAGCCAUUCUCAGAUUUCGAAACAUUACCAAGUGCCAGCGACCACUUCUUGCUAUGCUGCCUCGGUUUCGUCUGCUCGACUGCCUCAUCGAAAGAGUGCAAGGAUCCGUGCUUCCGGCGGAUCGCAGAAGUAAUGGCUCGGGACCGGCGAGCAUAGACGACUGCGUAAGCUUCAAUGUUUGUAGUCUCGGGGGCGCAUGUUCGGAUACAUGCCUUAAUAGCGUAAGCGGAACUUGGCUCCGAGUCCUCGAUGGUACUGCUAUUUGGAUGUUUGUUCCAGAGGAUGAAAUGACCAUGGAGUGGUCGACAUUGACGGACGGAAAUAACUGGAUGCCCGACGGUAGGCAAAGGUUGGUGUUCCUUCAACAAGACGAUGUGCUUCUGCUUCCACCAGGGUUGAAAAUCGUGCAGGCGAUUUAUUCUUCGACGACCACUGUGUUGGAAGGUGGGCUAUUUUGGGACAAACUGAGCGUCAUUCAGACACUGCAGUGCAUCAGCUGGGAGCUCGAGAAUCUCCCAAGCACGCAGAGCCAGGACGUCAUGUCCGGCCAUCUCCCUCGAAUCGUUGAAGAACUCGUGGCCCUGGUGAAUGAGCAGCCGGAUCAUUUCCGUGUGUGA